AAGAUUAUGCAAAUUCAAAAAUUUCUUCUGGAACAAAAAAGUAUGUCCUCAAAUAGUUCCAUAUCUUCUAUAUGCCACCAGUGACUUAGACACACUAGUACAUGAAUGAGAUGUAUGAUGUGGAACUCAUGCAAUGGAUGACUAGCACUAGAAAUUUCCUAGAUGGUGAGCAGACACAAUGUAAGAGACCUAUGAUUCAAGCUCUGAAGGUUCAGUACUCCUACACAGAGUAUUAUUAGUCUAACCAGGAAAUUAGAGAUUAACUUCUGGCUCAUUCUCUCUGACACAAGCAUCACAUAUUUUAUUCUUCCUUUAUUUCAGGCCUAGUUGUGCUAAUCCAUGUUAAAGCUUUACCAAGUCAAACACCGAAUCACAUAGCUUCACCUAAUUCUCAUUAGUUUUGGCUCCUCUUGCACUUGCUAAUUCAGCAAACAACAUUUUACAGUUUAAGGAUAAAUCACUAAACUGAAGUGUCAUUUAAUUUCCAGGGUUUCUAAGAUCGACAACAAUCAUCUUCUUAUGACAGUUUAGUCUAAAUGAUUUGACUAGUUUGAGAGCUGCAACACACGCUAGCUCACACACAAUGAAAACUAUACUGCUGAUGAGAAGCUUUUAUCCCAAUAAUCUCCCUCUAAAAUUUUCUUUAGCAAUAAUGAGUCUGAUAUGACUUUGUUAUGCAUGUUUAAAAAAAUAUAUAUAUUGCUAUGUGAUUUGACUAGUUUGAGAGCUGCAACACACACCAGCUCACACACAAUGAAAAUUAUAUUGCUGAUGAGAAGCUUUUAUCCCAACACACACCUCCCAGCCAAAUUUGUGCAAGAUGAAAAAUAAUAAGAAAAAGCUUUCUCCUUGCUCCAAAACAACCAUUUCAGGGAAUGGGGGGAAAAAAACCCCAAUAACUAGUAACUAUGCUCCUGCCAUGGCGCACAUGGCCGUCCCAUUCCCUUUUGCCUCUUACGGCUACUUACACAAGCCAGCAGCUUUUCAUUGCCUUUAAUCCAAAAAUAACCCUUCUUUCGUCACUCCCUUUUACUCCUCCUCCUCCUCCUCCUUCUUCUUCACAACUCACAAGAAACAACAACCCACAGGUCAGAGAAGAAUCACAACACACCAGCUACAGAGCUCUGUAAUUCAUCACCAUGAGCUCCUCCAGCCGCGACGACGACGACCACUACGCAGAUCUCCAUCGUCACGACGGCCACACGAGCAGCGUAUCGCCCCGCUUCUUCAAGGUCAUCGUUCACGACACCCUCCGCGACAAAAAGCUGAUGCUGCCAAAGAAGUUCACUUCGAUACUGAAGCAGGAGACGGGCCGCGACCCGCCCAAGCAAGCGACGCUCGGCCUCCCCAACGGCACGGCGUGGGAUAUGGAGGUUGUUGUUGCGGUCGACGACGGCGGCGGAGUUUGGCUGCGGAAUGGGUUCGCGAGUUUCGCGGAGUACUGCUCUCUGGAGCACGGAUGUCUCCUGCUUUUCAAGCACCGCGGGGAGUUUCAGUUCUCCGUGAGGGUUUACGGAAACACGGCCGUGGAGAUCCGGUAUCCUUCCGAUUCGACGGCUGCUUCCCGCAGUUCUGGCGGUGACGGAAAGGAUGAGGAGGAUUUGUUUUCCGACCUGCCGGAGGAGGAUGUUAGUAGCAGUUUUGAGGACGGUGGUCCCGGUGGUGAUGAUGACGAGGAGGAUGAGGACGAGGACAGUGAUUACGACUGCUCUGAGGAGAGCUCUCACGGGGAUGAUGAGUUCGAGGGCACGAGCUGGAGCAACUCAACCGGAAGAAAGAAGAAGAACAACAACAAGAAGAAGAAGCAAACUGCAGCAGCAGCUUCGUCUUCACAACGGCACCGCGGCGAGCCCUCUUCGUAUCCGGGCCGCGGCAGGCCACCAUCCUCCAACAGCGGCUCGAUCGGCGUGCCUCCGUCGUUCACCGCCACCAUGACCGAGACUUACAUCAGCCUCCGCCAGGCGUACAUACCGCGGGAGUUUUCGGAGAGGUACAUGAAGGAGAGCGAGCGCGUGGGGCUGAAGGUCGGGGAGAAAGUGUGGGAGAUGAAGCUGACGAAGCUCGGCGGUGAGGAGCGGAAGCGGAAGAACACCAGGAUCACGGGCGGAUGGACCAGUUUCGCCAGGGACAAUAACCUCAGGAUCGGUGACGUCUGCUUCUUCCAGCUCUUUGACUCUGCCGGCCAUAGUCGGACUCCUCUUGCUCGGCAUCACUACUGUCGCCGUCCGUUGCUGCACGUCACCAUCCUGAGGAACCCCGGCCACCAGGGCGGCCGCCACCACCACGUCUUCUGAUCCAAUCUGAGCCAUCGCUUCAGGUGUUGGUUGGUUUGUUGGGUCUCGAUGGGGAUGGAAGCUAUAGCUAGUAAUCAUUAAUCAGUGUUCAGUGUUGUUAGUCUUGUGUUUGUUAUCAACUAUUGGUGUUGUUGCUUGUGAUUUGUGAAUGUAGGAUUGUCUCCUAGAUGUGUCGUUUCUAUUACCUAACUUUUCGAAAGAUUGAAAUGUUCUAAAUUAUAAGAGUUCGUGUGAUUUGUGUUCCUAAAUUAACUUUGUGUUGACUGAUAGAGUUGAUAUUCAACCACGUCGGCCACCACCAAUAGCGAAGCCAACAAUCCGAAUGAUGGGGCUGACUUGAAUUGUUGUAAUUGAGAGAGGAGGGCUAAAGCCUUACACAUUAUUAUAAUUCCUAUAUUUGUGCAAAUUUUACAUGUAAUUUAAUUUAUAUUUCAAAAUUGAAGUGGGGCUAGAGCCUCUCCUAACUUCAACCUAGUUCCACCACUGGCCAGUGACUACCCUUAGAUCCUUCGUCCACCUUUAAUCCAUCUUGACUAGGGGUGGGCAUCGAUCUGGUCCGAUCCAGACAGACCAAACUCAGGAGAACCGCGGUCCAAUAGUGAAAAAUAUCUUAGGACCAAGGACUGGACCAAUGAUGCAUUCGGUCGGUUUGGUCCGGUUCAAAUGUUAAUUCGGUCUAUUUUUCUUCAGUAUCUAUAAAAUUCAUGGGACCAAGGACUGGAUAUAUUAUAUUCGAUUUGGUCUGAUCCAGUCGAAGCAUCGAUUCGAUUCGAUGUGAUCCGGUUUGUACCUAGGGGUGGGCAACGGGUACCCAUUCCCGUUUGGAGAGUAAAUUCCAUCCCAUGUCCCAAACCCAUACGGGUUUACGAGUACCCGUUACCUGUACGGGACGGAUAACGGGUACCUAGAAUGACAGAGUUCCUACAAACACUUACAAACAACACCAAGUUUCUAUUAACCUUCAUCACAAUGGCAAAUCUGGAAUUCACAGACACCAUUCGGCUAAACCGGAGGGAGAGUUGUCGCAGUUCAAUUAUCAAAACAAAGAUAUUAAAAAAGCUAGCUUCGUUGAAGACCAAUUCGUAACAAAUUACCCCUACCAUUUUAGAUAAUUAUUAUCUCAACUAAUCAUGAAAAGGGAAAGAUAGAAACCUACUGUGGAAUUAAGUUUCUCGCCACUAACCUGAACUAAAGCCGCCACCAGCAGCAUGCCGAAUGGCAGAGGGCAGGGGAGAGAGCUGGGCUGAAUGGCUGGGCAUGGAGUUGGGCUCGGACCUCGGAUUGGGCUAGAGUUGGGGAAUGGGGUUGGGCUAUGGGCGGGUAGUACGGGUACCCGUAAUAACCAAACGGGUAUUAACGGGUAACCCGCGGGUACCCAUUGUAAAAUUUAUGAUCCCAAAUUCCAUCCCGUAAAAAAAAUUACAGGUAUUU
Messenger RNA from Linum trigynum, 3725 nucleotides. Lineage: Eukaryota; Viridiplantae; Streptophyta; Magnoliopsida; Malpighiales; Linaceae. The record is from the annotation of a GenBank genome assembly.